Akanthomyces muscarius is the source of this 2490-nucleotide messenger RNA. RefSeq lists its product as uncharacterized. Gene Ontology annotation, biological process: cell division. The coding region runs from base 1 to 2490 and encodes 829 amino acids. NCBI's taxonomy places the organism in Eukaryota, Fungi, Ascomycota, Sordariomycetes, Hypocreales, Cordycipitaceae. The record is from RefSeq and is a predicted model, not a curated record. The transcript is spliced from 2 exons. Gene Ontology annotation, molecular function: protein binding.
AUGGCGCCUAGUCCAACGGCUGUCUCUGGCCUGUUGCGCCAGGUGAUACAGUAUCAUCUCGACAACGCCUCCUUCGACAACGCGCUCUUCUUCGCCGAACGAUUCGUAGCGCAGGAUCCGCGCUCAAGCGACGCCACCCAUCUUCACGCUCUCUGUCACUUGCGGCUAGGAGACUAUCGCUCCGCUUACGAUGUCGGAAAGCCAAUGGGAUAUCGUGGGACGAAUUUGGGAUGCGCCUGGGUGUUUGCGCAGGCCUGCUUAGCGUUGGAGAGAUUCAAAGAUGGCAUCACGGCGCUUGAGAAAUCCAAAAUUCUGUGGUCCUCGAAAGGCAGCUUGGGAAAGAACGGUGCUCUGCUCCGCGCAAAUGGUUCUCCCGAUGCCGCUGCCGUUUUGUGCUUGCUUGGGAAGCUGUAUCGCGGCUACGACGACAAGAAGAAAGCAGCCGGCGCCUUUGAGGAAGCCCUCAAGUUGAACCCGUUCCAGUGGGAUGCGUUUACGGCACUCUGCGAUAUGGGCGUCAACGUGCGUGUCCCCAACAUCUUCCGAUCCUCUGAACAACUCGCUCGCAGUUUCGACCCCGAGGCAUCAUUAACUACAAAGACGCCGGUCCCCAUGUCCAACCCCAACACACUCGAAAUGGCACCGAAAAAGUCAACACUACGAAGUCUCGCAUCCGACCUGGGGUCCGAUCCAUUUAACGUCGGCUUUUCUCUGUCAGAGGCGACGAGCCCUCUUGCCGACGUCUUUUCAGAAUCAGCGGAUGGUGAUUUGAUGACCAAAAUCCAGAGCGCGCGACUGCGCCUCGGAACCUCAAAUAGCAACAUGUCGCUAUUUGACGCAGAAACACCGAUAGGGCCAUCUUCUGGAGACGCAUUGGGCAGGAUGGUUGGCGGCCACGAUCCUCCUCAAGCGCCACCUCGACGAGCACGCCAGGCUCAGGGAAUAGAUGCUGGCUCAGAGGCCCCGCCACGCAUGAACUAUCGAUUGGGCGCCAAAAGAAGCACACGGUCGGAAGACCGAGACGUUCAACAGGCUGUAGAGUCCAUACCCGACGUUCCAGUUGCGGCUGCUGCCACCACCCGAGCGGCGGCUUUGUCGACGGCGGAUAGAAAACGAACACUGUCUGGCCAUCCCGUUUCACGCACAGCUAACAUUGACGAUGCUGGUACGAGAAGAAGCGCCCGACUUACUACGUUUAAGCCGUCCUCAAGGGCUAAUUCUGGCGCUGCUACGAUCGGAGCUUCUGCUGGUCGCGAACUGAAAAAGGCCAGGCCUCCCAUUUCACGCAUAGUACGGCCUGGCUCCAGUGGUGCCAAUGUUGGCCGUGUAGUCAGCGGCAACCGAAAGCCGAUUGACGAUCACGCUGAUGUAGACCACGGUGAGGCUUCGCGCGUGCGCGAACCCACAACCUCGACACAGACAGCAGUACAGCCACCCCAACCGCCGAAGCAGGCAGACGAUGGAGCUAAGAUGGAGGAAGCCGUUCGGUGGAUAAUGGAUGUGAUGAAGAAGCUGGGCAAUGGUUACUACUUCCUCUCGAGGUUCCAGUGCCAGGAAGCACUUCAAGCGCUGAGUUCCUUGCCGCCUGCUCACCAGGGUACACCAUGGGUGCUUGUCCAAAUGGGCCGCGCGCAUUACGAGCAGGCCUCGUAUGCGGAAGCUGAAAAAUUCUUCAGGCGCAUGCGCGUACAAGCGCCUUCACGACUCCAAGACAUGGAGGUGUACUCGACUAUUUUGUGGCAUCUGAAGAGAGAGACCGACUUGUCUUUCCUGGCUCAUGAGCUGGUCGACUCAGCGUGGCACUCUCCACAAGCCUGGUGCGCUCUGGGAAAUGCUUGGUCUCUGGCCAAGGAUGCCGAGCAAGCUCUGAAAUGCUUCAAAAGAGCGACACAGCUGGACCCCAAAUUCGCCUACGCUUUUACACUGCAAGGACACGAACACGUCACCAACGAAGAAUACGAACAGGCACUAACUGCGUAUCGGCAAGCUAUCUCUGCCGAUAAACGCCACUAUAACGCAUACUAUGGCAUUGGUCGAGUACAGGAGCGCCUUGGCGACUAUGAAAAGGCGUUGACGCAUUUCCAAGCUGCGCAAUCCAUUAAUCCCAACAAUGCGGUCCUCGUGUCGUGGAUUGGAACAGUCUUGGAGAGGCAAAAACAGAUUAUGCCCGCGCUCAAGGCAUACACAAAGGCCGUCGAGCUAGCUCCUAGAGCAGCCUUGACGAGAUACAAAAAAGCACACGCUCUUUUGGCUAUUGGCCAGAUUGAGGAGGCCGAGAAGGAGUUGGUCAUUCUCAAAGAUUUGGCACCGAACGAAGGGCAUGUCCAUUUCCUGCUCGGAACAUUGUAUAGAAGCAUGAACGAGCGGCAACUGGCAGUUCGUCACUUUACCAUUGCAUUGGCGCUGGACCCAAAGGCUGGGCCGAUGAUCAAGGAAGCAAUUGAACGCUUUGAGGACGAUAUGCCCAUGGAUGACUCUAUGAUGACAUGA